Molecule: messenger RNA, 561 nt
Organism: Melampsora larici-populina 98AG31
Lineage: Eukaryota; Fungi; Basidiomycota; Pucciniomycetes; Pucciniales; Melampsoraceae
Exons: 2
Coding region: 1-561 (186 amino acids)
Source: RefSeq, a predicted model, not a curated record
AUGCAAAUUAGAACUGCAAUCGAGUCUUCCCAAAUUGCUCUCAACCUUCUUCCGUCAGGAAUUGCGGUACCAUUGAAUUUUUCAGAGGGCGUUGAUAAUACAGCAGGCGAGUUCUUGAAUGAAGCAGCUGCAUCGGCGCAAAAGCUGGCUUUCAAUGGGCUAUUUAGCAGCGUACUUGCCGGUCCUACUAACGAGAGCGACGAGUACGUUGACGUACCGGUAUAUCUGGGUCGACCUAGCUCGUCUGUUUCCGUCGAUGUCGAUUGGUUGAAGUCACAACUAGCACCUGAUACGCAACUGCCAAUCAAAAUCCGUCAAUCACCAGCUUCUCCUCAAGUUAAUUCUCAAGAGCUCGAAGUUUUCUCGGGAUUUCCCUCAUCACUGAAAGAAGAUUCAGCCUUCUCCAAAGUAUCUGAACUCCUCCAGCAGCUCACUCCCGGGAGCAUACAUCACCUCGAAUUAGGAUCCGAGUCAACAAAUGGUGGCAAGACUGCUUGUUGUUUAUUUGGUGAAUUUUCGGGCUAUUGGGUUGGGUUGAUUGGCUGUCGCGUUGCCACUUGA